UUAAGUCCUGUUCAUAAAUUGCCCAGUCUAAGGUAUUUUGCUCCAGCAGCAUGAGGGAUCCCAGUCCUCAGGAACGCCUCCAUUUCUUCCCUCUUUGGGAAGGACACUUUAGCCUUUGUAGGAUUUUUGGCUUCCACGUUUUUAUCACUUUGAAUCUAUCAAGUCUUUUGCAUUCCAGGGCUUCUAAGAGGAGGUCUUAUGAGGACCAUCUGAGGAAAUGAUGAGGACGCCUUCCUCCCUCCCAACCCCAUAGGUGUGAAGACUGAGCGCUAGAGUGUCUCAGGGGACAGAGCAUUCAGUUGUGGUAUCACAAGGUGGAUGAGGGGCUACCGCACUUUUGACGGUAAUUCCACGAAGAGAAAGGAACUGAAUGCCUUGAGUGCAGGUAGGACAAGGUCUUCCAAAGCCCAAAGUCAGUAGAAAUUUGGAGACUUGAAAUGACAAGUCCAUUGAGCUAGUGUACAAAUGUUGAUUUCUAAACAAGCAAACAUCAGUCUCCACACCCCACUGGAGCAAAAAAAAAAAACAUCUGGAGUCCUUUUCUAUUCUUAUUCUGAAAAUGGAAAAAGUUCUGGAGGCCCCAGAGGGAGAGGACCACUGGGGCUAUGGCCAGCCAUGACUGGGCCAUUUCUAGCUCUGACCUUACAAGGAGCCAUUGUGAGGAAUCUCAAACAGCCGGUAUAUAAGGGGGUGGCUGAGGCUGGGUUUUGUCCACAAGUACAGGAAGCUCUUGGUGGUGACCUGUCGGACUCCCAGAUAGUUAGUGUGUUUGGUGGUUGGCGGUUGGUGGUUGUGGUCUAUGGAUAUUGCUUUUUUGAUUUGGGUUUUUUGUUUUGUUUUUUUGUUUUGAUAACACAGGUGUAAGUAUAAAAAAUGGACUUUUAUAAUAUCUACUGAUUCAUUAAUUUACUGUAGUUACUGUCCAAUAGAUGAACUUGGUUUGACCAGUUAGUCCUAUAAAUGUAUCCAGAUAAAAUUAGGAGAUAAUAAAAUAGUAAUACUUCCUUACCAAUGUAGCAAUUAUGUUUAAAAUAAAACUUUUCCAUCUUAAUGUAACUCUUUAGCUAAAGGCCAAUGACACUUAGAAUCCCUUCAUAUAUUUAGCACAUAAAAGUGGACAUGUCAUCAUUUGAACAGUGUGUAUCCUCUUAAGUCAGUUGAAUCUGCUGUCAUGGCUCUGCAUGAAAAAUCAUGAGGGCGUUUUGGUGUUGGUUUCUAUGGAAACUGUCCUUUGAAUCCUGACGGAUUGCACAAGAAUCAUUUCCUGCCACACAGGUGUAAUGUUUGAAGAAAGAAAGGUGGUGGAGCAGAAGAAGAAUAUUGAACAACUAUAAGAGAUACAUCCUCAAUACUAGUUAUUUGAAGAACCAAUAGAUAAAAGAGAUGCUGGGAGGGUUCAAGUCAAUAGAUCAAUAGAUGGUUCUAGUUUUAGUCAAUAGAUGGUUGCUGAGCACCUGCUAGAUGCCCUGCACUGUGCCAGUGGCUGCAGCAAUGAGCAAAACGGACAAAAUUUAACAAAAAACUGUUGACACAAUUUCAGUGCCAAAAUUUAGUCUUUUUUCAAUGUCUGAGUUUUAGUUACCUAAACGUCUAAUGCACUUUGUUAUUUUCUGAUCUGUUAUUUUCAUGGACCAUAUUAACAAAAGCAUUCUUAAUAUCAUUUGUUGAAAAGUAUGUGUCCUUUUCUUAAAGAAACAUUUUUUAAAAAGUCAUUAACCUUGACUUAAACAACCGGAGAACAUGGACUUUGCUUCUGCUUUCAUUCCUUGUUCUUUUUUGUUGGUUUUGAGACAACAAUUUUAAGACAAAAACAAAAUCUUUGGGACAUUUUCAACAGCAGCAUUCACAGUGUGACAUUUUGAAUAGUGCUUUUGCUAAGGGGUGACAGUUUGGAAAAUGAUAUUUUUGUGGUUCACUUAACCUAAUUACUAAUCAGCUUAAACAUCUGAAUAUACACAAGACAAAGACCAAUGUGCUAGUCAGUUUUCCAUAGCUGUGACAAAAUACCUGGAAAAACAACUUAAAGGAGAAAAGAUUUAUUUGGCUCAUGGUUUCAGAGGUUUUAGUCCAUAUUAACUUGGCCCCAUUUCUGAGGGCAUGUGGUGAUGCAGAACAUCACCACUAGAAAGAUGUGGUAGAAUGAAUCUGCUCACCUCAUGGUGGCCAGGAAGGAGGGGAGGGGGCAGAGGAAGUGGCCAGGGAUAAGCUCCUCCCUUCCAAGGCACACCACAGUGACACGCUUUCUUCAGUUAGGCCCGCAACUACAGCCUCCCAGUAGGCUACCUCUUAAUAGACUGUUUGGUUAUGAACUUAUCAGUGGAUUAAUCCACUUAUGAGGUCAGAGUCCUGAUGAUUUAAUCACCUCCCCAACGUCCCACUUGGAACAUUGGUGUGCUAGGGACCGAGGCUUCAACACAUGAGCUUUAGGAGAACAUUCUAGGUCCAAACAAUAACAAUCAAAAUCAACAUAGGAACAUACUGAGUAGCAUAAAAAAUGACUGAAACUGCUAUGCCGGCACUCGUAUAGAUCCUAUAAAGUAUGUAUUUAUCAUAAAUUUAAUUCAAAUACUCUUAUAUUUUAAGCAAUAAUGACUUGUCCUCAUGGUAAUUUUUUUAUGUUUUUACUGGUAGUUUUAAAUUGAGUUAAAAUAUACAUACAUCUUCAGUGGAUUCUUACACUUUUUUUUUUUGGUACCAGGGAUUGAACCUAGGGUUCUCAACCACUGAGCCACAUUCUUAUCACUUUUUUAUAUUUUAUGUUGAAACAGGGUCUCACUGAGUUGCUUAGGUCUUCCCUAAGUUAACUUGAACUUGGUAAUCCUCCUGCCUCAUUCUCCAGAGCCUCUGGGAUUACAGGAACUGAGAAGCCCAUUUGGAUCCCGGAGCGCUGCACUAGACCGGUGAAUGAAAAUUCAAGACAAAAUGAAGUUCCCAAGAUGGCUGAUCCUGCCACUGUUGUUCUCACCCCUUCAAGUGAGUGCCAAGACACACCUCAUGAGCUGGACCCCGCUUGUGACAUUCCUUCUGGACAGGUUUGUUGAAGGAGGGCUUGACCCCCCACCUGGGAAUAUUCAUGAAUAUCUUUUUGGAGCCCCUUGUGAGUGUAAGGGAGGGCCCCGGCACUCGGCCCCCUCUGGUUAUAUCCAGAGCAUUGAUUGUGGGACUAAAGUAGCCUAUAUGGCGGCUGAAAUCAAUCAAAACAUCGGAGGAUUUGAGCAACCAAAAUGGGUAUGUGUUAAUAAGCCCGGACUUGUUGUCCCUAAUCCGACCGAGACUCUUGGAAGCUGUCCCGCCACUUGUCAUUACACCCCGGCAAUGCACAUCUCCUGUUAUACAUCGGCCUCAAUUUGUGUUAAUAAUCAAGAAAAACAGUAUUUUGAGGCCAUCCUAACUAACACCCGUGGAGAAUGGGGGACCACUUAUAAUUAUAUUCCUUUUCUUGGUGACCGGGGAGGGGAAGGCAUCACGACUCGGUUAAUGGAGGCGGGAUGUGAGGGCGUCGUGGGUAAACCUUCCUGUUGGCCCAUGCAGGCCCCCAUCGGAAUCUAUGAUGGAGGGGGACCCACUGAUGCUAUCAAACACCUUCAGGUGAUUAAGCUUUUAAAGCCAGAGAUCCCUAAGCCUACAUACCAUCCCUUGAUAUUGCCCAAAUCCCAGCUUCCUGAUUUAGAUGCCAAUACAUUAGAUAUCCUAGAAACUACCUUUUCUUUACUUAGUAGUUCCAACCCUACCCUUGCUGGUGAUUGCUGGCUCUGCAUGACGGCAGGUGCAGUCAUGCCAUUGGCGGUUCCCAUCAAUUAUACCAUUGAUGAUGACAACACAUGUCAAUCUGGGCUACCCUUUAAGGUGCAGCCUCUAGGUGGUUUUAUGUCAUGCCUUCUGGGCAUGAUACAAAAUAAUACCUAUGAUGUUGAUGUUGGAGUCUCUUCCUUUGAAAACUGCUCAUUAGUAAAGAAUUACUCCUCACCUACUCCGCCCAUUUGUCCCCCUAAUGGUACAGUCUUUAUGUGUGGUGGAAAUUUAGCUUUUCCCAGGCUCCCAGCAAAUUGGACUGGCGGUUGCGUUCUCACAUUACUGCUUCCUGAUAUCACGAUUAUCUCAGGAGAUGAACCCCUACCUAUUCCUAGCCUAGACAUCUUAGUUAGAAGACACAAGAGAGCUGUGCAGGCCUUACCACUCCUUGUUGGCCUUGGAAUAACCGCUGCUGUGGGCACAGGCACGGCGGGAUUGGAUACGGCUAUACAUUCUUACCGCCGCCUAUCUCAACAGCUUAUAGAUGAUGUGCAAACCCUAUCGGGAACCAUUAAAGACUUACAAGACCAGAUAGACUCUCUAACAAAAGUAGUUCUUCAGAACAGGCGGGGUUUAGACUUACUUACUGCCAAUCAAGGGGGAAUUUGUUUAGCCCUUGGGGAGAGGUGCUGUUUUUAUGCUAACAAAUCUGACAUAGUUCGCACAAAAAUUAAACAACUCCAAGAAGACCUAGAAAAAAGGAGGAGGGAAUUAUUUGAGAACCCUCUCUGGACUGGACUUAAUGGAUUUUUGCCUUAUCUUCUUCCCUUAUUGGGACCAUUGUUAGGCCUCCUUCUAGUAGUGACAAUAGGACCCUACAUUGUAAAUAAGAUAGUACAAUUCAUUAAAGAUCAAAUUAAUAUCUUAGCCUCUAAGCCGAUACAGGUUCACUAUCAACGCUUAAAGAUGGAUGAUCGCCUCUCUGAGAUAUACUUCAGACCGAUCCGAAGAUGAGUGUCCUCCUUAAAAGAAGAACUCCUGCCAUAUCUUUUCUCUAUGCAUACCUCUCCCUUUUGCCUUCCUGUACUAGGAUCUUUGCUGUCUAAUCUCUCAGUCCAAUCACAUCUGCCAUUCGGCGGUGAUGGUCGUGGGUCCCGUAGGUGGAGACGGUUAAGAGUUCACCGGUUAAGUGUUCACCACAAUAAUGUCUUGAUAGGUCAUAACACCUUGAGCUGAUCUUGUAGUACCCAGUGACGGGCAACUUUCACGCUUGCUGUGCGACCUAAGCCAGGGAAUCGGGGCCUUCCCAGAGACGGGUAAGCAUCGCAAGGGCUGUGAACGACCUAAGACAGGGGCUACUUGAUUCCCACUGACAUGCAAAAAACAAAAGAGGGGGACUUGUUGGCAGCAGGUCCACCCUGGCCCCUGGAGCCCUACCUCCACUAGUUUGUUCUGCAUGCCAGUGUGGCCAGCUCACAAGGCCAUGGUGAACUUGCGGUUUUUCUGUUCCUGCUUGUCCGUCUGAGACAUAUGUAUCCCACGGGAAUGCCUUGACCUUUUCUGGUCUGAUGGACUUAUUGUUAAGGGAGGUUUCGGUACCUGACAAUAAUAGAUGUUGAAACUAAAUUUCUCCCCCCUCCCUCCUGCUUUUGGGUAGUUUUCCACUUCUUCUGCUUGGGGUAUAAAAAAAGGUGUGUUAGCAAUAAAGAUUAUUAUUGACUCCUGGAUGAAGAACCUUGGUGUCCUGUGUGUCUUUUAACCUCGCCAUCCCUCGCCGGACUCGGCUCCCUUGGCCGGACGCGGCAACAGAGGAUGAUGACAAAAUGAAACCAUUGGUAAGUAGGAAAUUCAUAUUUUACUAUCCCAAAGCUGCUUUUUUAUUAAAAUAUUUUUAUUGAAGUAUUAAUCGCAGUAAACUCAUUGGCUUCUCAAGACUUAGGCAAAAUCUGCAAACAAUGGCCAGAAUUAAUGCCCUGCCAAAAAUAGGAUGUGGUUUUUCUUAAUGACGAAAAAGACUAGAAGUCAUACAGUUUUUCUUUACCUUGGAGGAAAUAUUAUAAGCUUAUAUAAAUUUAUGGAAAAAAUGAAACUAAACACCCAUUCAUUUACCAUCUGGGUUUGCUAUAUUUUGUUACUUUUUAGCAUAUUUGUUUUUUUCUUUUCUUGUUUUGUAAAAUAUGAACUUGAGACUCACAAUUCCUGAAUAUGAGGGCUUUAUUUUAAUCUGUUCAAGAGAAAUAUCAUAAUCAUUUAGCAGUUUGAAAGUACCAAUUAGUUCAGAGAAUUUCACAAUCCUAUUGUCCAUUUCUUUUGAGGGCCACAGCCGAGUAGGGAUGACGCAUGGCAUUUUUGCCAGAAGUAGUGGUUGAGAGGUGACGUGAGACAUUAAGAUGAUGACUUUUGAGUUCUGGGGAGUUCCUGUUGAGUUCUGCUUGAGCUCUCGUGGGGAUUCCCAGAGAGUUCCCAUUGAUUGGGGAAGUGCCAGAGGAGGGAUAUUUCUGGUUGCUGGUUCCAGGAGCCACGUGGCAUUCAGGGGAGUUCCCGGGAGUGUGUGUGGAGUGUGCUGGUGGAGUUCAGAAAUAAAGUUUGUUCCUGCUUCAGUGGCUUGUGAUUUGUGCCCAGCCAGACUGCGGCACAUUUCACUCAAGAGGAUUCCUUCCUUGCAUAGGGAUUAAAACACAAUCCUCAUCCCUACUAAGAUCAAUGAGGGGCUCCAUUCCUUGAAUCCACUGUGAGCUGCUCAACUUGCUGCUGAGGUUUCAUUUCUAUCUCUAAUUUUUGCCCCUGGCUCUAUUUCUAUUUUUAUUGCAAUUAUGAUAUGGAAAAAAAAGAUUUCUUUUGUAAUAUUUCCCCAGAAAUUUAAGCUUUUUGCCUAUUAGCAGGAGCAUUUUCAGAUAUAUGAGAUCUUCAUAUUCUCAUGUGUUUUCUAGAAAACAUGUUGAAGUAGGUAGAGCCAUGUGUCACAUAACGUUAUUUCAACUAACAAUGGGCUGCACAUAUGUUGUAGUCAACUUUGUGCCAUUAUGACCAAUAUAUCCAACAAGUAUAACUUGGAGAAGGAAAAGUGUAUUUUGGCUCAUUGUUUCAGUGGUUCAGACCAUGGUCCACCAACCCUAUAGCCUUGGGCCUGAGGUGAGGCAGAACAUCAUGAGAGAUGGGCAUGGUGGAGAAAAACUGCUCAGUUCAUGACAUCCAGGAAGCAGGGGUCGGGGAGGGGACACAGAGCUCUGCUCACCAGAGACAAAAUAUGAACUCCAAAGGCAUGCCCCAGUCACCUACUUCCUCUAGCCACGUCCUACCUGUAUACAGUUACCACUCAUUAAUACAUUUACAUUAUUAAUCCAUCAAAUGGAUUAACCCACUGACUAGGUUACAUGUCCCAUAAUCUAAUCUCUUCACCUCUGCACAUCCCUGCAUUGUCUCACACAUGAGCUUUUGGGAGACACCUCAUAUUCAAUCAGUAACAACAUAUGACAGUGGUCCUAUACAAGGUUUCAAUACAUAGCCAUCUGGGUUUGUGGAAGUAUACUUUCUGACACGCACAGCAUGACGAAAUCACUCAAUGACACAUUUGUCAGGAAAUAUCCCUGCACUUAGUGCUGGGUGACUGUACUUUCAGUGAAUACCUCUUAUGGCCAUAAAUAUGUGCCUUUAAACAAACAUUAAUGCACUCUGAGUAGAUACAAAUAUUUGAGCCUCCUUGAAAGCUUCAGGUUACAAAUAGAUGUAUGUGUUUUUUAAAUGUAUUUUUAUCUACAGACUUUUUAAUGCACUUGAGUUACGCUGCAAAAAUAAAAUUAGAUUCUACUAUAUAAUGAAAUUUGAAAGUUGCAGUGUGUGUGUUAGCCAGAACUCUUCCUUAUCUAAGUCUUGCAUUUCACAGAGCCAUAUCGCAAUGGAGACCAAACCAUUCACAGUAUGUAGAAGGGUGGAUGGAUGGUAUAGAGACAAUACACAUUACAUAAUCAAGGGGAUCCUAUGUUCUUUGUUCAAGUCCUUUAGGGAACUGAUAGGUAUCCAUCUAAGUCAUCCAUCAGGUCUCAUCAAAAGGGCCCCUCUCACAAGAUGUGUUUUCAGAGAAUAUUCUGUUAAGUCACCACUCAUCAAAUUAUGGUUAGAAAAACAAAAAAAGCUUUACCUUUACUUUGGGUGUCAGCUAGGUUCUUCCCUUCUCUGUAGUCACCUCUCACGCCACAGGCUGCAUGUCAUCCACAAGGGGAGGAACCACCGUCCCCAAACGGCACUUAUACUCCUAUCAAACCUUGGUUCAUUUCUUUUUUUUAUCCUUGACAUCUUUGUGACUUUGGCAAGGCAUUUAAAGUAAAAGUGUUGGUGUUUAUUCAAUUGAAAGGUAGCUUGUAGCAAGAAUUAUAUUUAAUUUGCUUUAUGACCUGAAGUAAUGGUUUUUUCAAAUUUUAAGGAAAUCUUUCUAUGAAAUAAAUCUGCUUCUUCUAUCUUAUCUUGAAUUAUUGUAUAGAAAUACACUGUGCUGAUAAUCUUUUUAAUUCAGCCCUAGCUGAUUAAAUUUAUGUGAUUUCCAAUUUUUUUGCUGAUAACUCUAAUUUUGAGUAUAUUUUUCAUCAUUUGUGACUAUUCAUAAUUAUAAUCACUAAGGUAAACUGACAAAUUACCAUAUAGAAACUUCUGAACAUUUUACCCUCAGACCAUCUCUAUGCGAGGAGUAUUUUCUUUAGCUUUACCCACGGUUAUCAUGGUCAAUCUUCUCGGUCUUUAUCAAUGUAAUACAAAUACUCAAAGAAUACAUUAUUAUUUGUAAAAUUUUUGCAUUUCUUCUUUGAUUACUAAUAGUCACCAUUUUUAAAAUUUGUUUUUCUGUCACUGAUAUUUUUCUCUCAUUGAAUUCUUAAUUCAUUUUUUUUUGCCAAAUUUUCUAUUGGACAAGUUAUCUUUCUCCUGUGAUACAUAAGAAAUACUUAUGCUUUGAAAUAGAAAAUAUUAUUAUUACUUCCCACUCAUGGAUUCAUAUCUUAACAUAUUUUAUUUACUUUGACUUUAUAGGAAUUUAUUUGUUUUCUGGGAAGUCCUAUCAAGCAUUGUCUUUUUGUGUUCUGGCUCUCAUUAUUAUGUUAACUAGUCAUUUACUGAGGGCAUGUAAUGAACCUAGACACAUACAAGAGGCAGCUGGAUUAUAUUAAAUGAGAUACGCAGUAAUUUCCUCCCCAUUCCAAGAUAUCAAUACAAUUUAAUUACAUUUUAUCUAAUAUUUUAUAUAUUAUAAAAAUAUUUUUGUUAAUUUGUAUUUUUUCUUUAAUCCAUCUCUAACAUGUAAAAGAUUAGAGGCAUGAAGUAAAACAAGAUUUUUCUGUUUUAAAACUUUUAAUUCGUUAUUUUUAGUUAUACUUGACAGCAGAAUGUAUUUUGACAUAUCAUACAUCAAGUAUAAUUUCCCAUUUUUGUGGUUGUACAUGAUGUGGAGUUACACUAGUCAUGUAUUCAUAUAUGAACAAAGUUAUGUCUGAUUCACUCUACGACCUUUCCCAUUUCCAUCUCCCCUUACCCCAUCAUCCCUGUCCAAUCUGGUGAACCUCCAUUCCUCCCUCCAUGCACCUAUUAUGAGUCAGCAUCUGCAUAUCAGAAAAAACAUCUGGUCUUUGGUUUUUUGAAAUUGGUUUAUUUCACCUAGCACGAUAGUCUCCAGUUCCAUCCAUUUACUGGCAAACGUUGUAAUUUCUUUUUUCUUUCAGGCUGUGUAAUAUUCCAUUGUGAUAUGUACCACAUUUUUUUAAUCCAUUUAUCUAUUGGAAGGCACCUAGAUUAGUUCCUAUCUAUCAUGAAUUGAGCUGCUAUGAACAUUGAUGUGGCCACAUCACUACAGUAGGCUGAUUUUAGAUCCCUUGGAUAUAUGCUAAGGAGUGAAAUAACUAGGUCAAACUUGGAAUGUUUCCAUUCCAAGUUUUCUGAGGACUCUCCAUACUGCUUUCCUGAGUAGUUGCACCAAUUUGCUGCCCCACCAGCAAUGUAUGAGUGUACCUCUUUCCUCACAUUUUAAAAACUGCUUUCUUGGUUUCAUGCCACAGAGCAGCCACAAAAGUGACUUUCUCUAUUCUUGCAACCCCUAGAUUUAUUUUUCUUCAUGAUUAUAUAUCAUUGCCCUAAUGAUGUUUAUUUUGAUUAUUUUUUUUCUGUCUAUUCAAAUGCCAUUAUUAGAGUACAUACUUGGAUUUCUUACUGGGUUGCUUAUUUAAAAAAAUAGAUUGAUUAGUUUGUUCCUUCACUAGCAUCAAAUUAAUUUCAUCAUAUAGCUGCAUAAUAGAUUUUGUAUCUUGUAGUGCAAAUAACCCCUGUACUCCAUUGCUCAUUCAUUUUAGAAAUAUCCAAGUUGCACAUAACAUGGUAAUUAUUCAAGAUUAAUUUUAGGAUCAUUUUUUUUUCCAAGUUAAAAAAUCCAUUAGCCUUACUUGGUGUACCAUUUAGAGACAAGUUUGUGGUUAAUUUGAAAAAAAAAAAAAUUAAAUUUAGUUUUUUUUGUGCAAGGUCAUCUCCACCUGCCUCUGCAGUUCCAAUCUCUCCUUCUCCACCUUGCUACACACCCUGGGAGGCUGAUUCUUACAGAUCUCAGCAAUUGACUGGGCCCACUUUAAAUCAGUAUAAGCAAUCAGGGGGCCAGGAGACAGCAAAGUCUGGUUUUCUGACUCCUUUCCCUUUUACCUAAAUCAUCUUCCUCUUCUAUCAUAUGUAAGUACUUCUGUCCCUAAGGCCUUAUCAGGAGCCCCCUCUUGCUAUUCAACCCAAAGUCAGGCGACUACCUAUUGCCUCUUCCCGAUGGACAGGUCUGUGAGAGGGGAUGGCACCAGUCCUCGCUACCCCAGCCUCCUUCUCUUCUAUCUGUUCCACCUAAGGCUGCCCUGGGUCUUUUCCAUCACCUCUUUACACCUGGCCUCUGGUUCCCACCAGCACACCGUGUGGCACACCAUUCACAGCCAGAGGCUUCCAUUUUCAUUUCAUUGCUCUUCUGUGUUUUCAGUAGUUCAGUAAUUUAAAGUUCCUGCACAUAUUUUUGCCAAGUAUUUUCCCUUAAACUUAUUUUAAAUAAGUAUAAAUAAAUAAACAAGCUACAGGAGUGCUGCUGGAUCCUAUAUCUUCUCUAUGAGCCCCUUGAUUUUGCUCCGUAUUUCAGAGGAUUUUUAAGUACAUACAUGCUCAGAAGUAUUUACAUGUGUAGAAAGAAGGAAGAGUUAACCAUUUGGGUUAUUAGACUCAGAUACUUUCUUUUUCCUUUCUUCACCUAAGCAAAAGACUAAGUGAACACUUUGCUUUUCCUGAAUAUUAGAAUAAUCAUACGACAAAAAUUCGGAAUUAAAGAUAGGCACAAACCAUGAAGCUAUUGAGAAUGAACCCGUGUCCAGCAUUGUCCGCAUCAAUCCAGAGUUGAAUUGAUGAUGAUGAAACACAUAUGAAGCCCUCUAAAUUACAUUAUUAAUUGCAUUAGAAAGGCUGUCAGGCACAACAGUUAUGUCUCUGCUCAAAUAAGUUUCCAUUUUCAAGCAUGAGAGUCCUUUGGCCCAUCCUCAAAGGCCCUCAGAACCUGGCCAGGCACACAGCUCUGGAUGCUCCUCUGAUGGGUGUCCUCAUCUGCUCAGGAUCUGCACAUUGGCAUGUUCCAGAGUCAGGCCUUGGGCCUCCUCUUUCUUGGAGGCCUCUUGCUUCGUCUCAGCUACUUCUGAUCCCAUCCAGGAAAAUGGCCAAGAGUCCUGUGUGGGGGUGUCUAGUCACUCUUCAGGCUGCAGAUCUGCCUUCUCUUUACUUUCUGCUCUGAGGCUUCUCCUAACCUUCAUUGGAAGAGGCUUAGCAAACAUUCACACUCAGCAUGAAAAUUCUAGUGAGUUCAGUGCCCUGGCUGGGUCCUCCACACCCAAGGAAGCAAAGCUGAUGGAUAAACAUUUCUCCAGUAUGUCUUCAGGGGGGUCAGACUGUGAAGCACUUAAAUAAUUUUUAGGAGCCCAUAUGGGCUUCAACCAGCAAGACCACAGGGGCAACGCUGCCCCAGCUCUUUGAUCCCAGAUCCUGCCCACACAUGUCUCUGAUGUCAGAAAUGGAGAGACAGGAUGCAAUGUUUGACCUCCUGGGUUUUGGUUUUGUUUGGAUCCCUUCCUUCCUAUGUUACCUUUCUUUCAUUUUGGAAUGGGAAUUCUUACCCUGUAUCUGUCCCCAUCUUAUAUUGAAUGUAUACAAAUCAUUUUUUAAAUUUUUAUAAGGGCUCACAGCUAAGAGUUUGCCUUGAGUCUCAGAGGAGAUGGUGGAUUUGGACCAUUUAAGUGAAGUUGGAAGUGUAAACUCUGGGGGCUCUUGGAGAUGGACCGAAUGAAUUUUGCAUUGUGUGAUGGACAUGAGCCUUUGGUGGCCAGUGACAGAAGGUUAUGGUUUGAAUAUGAGUGUCACCCAAAGACUUAUGUGUUGAAGGCUUGGUCCCCAGUGAAACAAUGUUCAGAAGUGGGGCUUUUAGGAGAUGAUUAGAACAUGAUGGCUAUAACCUCAUCAGUGGAUUGAUCCAUUUGAAUAUUAAUAAUUUGAAAGGAUUAUUAUAAGUUGAAGAAAAUUGCAGGAGAUGGAGUCCAGUUGGAGGAAGUAGGUCACUGGUGACAUGCCUUAGAAGGAUAUUUCUUGUCCCUGGCCCCUCUCUCCUCCCCACUUCUUGAACUACUAUGAACUGAGCAGCCUUCUUUCACCAUGUCCCUCUGCCAUGAUGCUCCGCCAUGCCUCAGGCUCAGACAAAUGGAGCCAACUUACCAUGGACCGAAACUCUGAAACUCUGAACCAAAAUGAGUCUUACCUCCUUUGAGUUGUUCAUGUCAGGAAUUUUGGUCACAUGAUGACUAACACACUGAGUAUGGUUCUACUUUACCUUUCUUUUAUUGGGAGGAGGAUGAGUAUCCUUUCACACACUGUUUGUUGUUUUUCCAUCUGUAGAUUCUUCUGUUGAAUGUCUGCUGACAAUUUGCCCAUGGUGAGGAUACAUGCCCCUUGAAGAGAAUGAGGAUAUGAAGAACCCCUCACAAGAGAAUCAAGGCCUCCUUGUUUAUUGCCUAUGUGGGAUAGUGCCUGUACGAACCAUAUGCCGCUGUCCUAAGCUAAGUAAUGUUUUUGGAUACAACUCUACAGUUGGGAGUUUGUGAUACAUUAUAACAACUUAUAUGAACCGCUUGCCAUCUAUGCCAGUGUUUUAUAAAGUGAGUAUAAAUAUAUGAAUUUUACUUAUUCAAAGUUCAUUCUUCUGAUAACUUGGUUUUCUGUUUAUAACUCCACUGAGUAUAUAGGACAAUGAUAGAAACUAAUAUCUGUGUUGAAGUUGGGCGGGAGGAAAAUCAGGUUCAUAUUUCUAGAGGUUUGAAGCAGAACAGAAAGGAUUGAAUAAUUGGAUAAUGAAUAAAUAUUUUGUACUUAAUUUACAUCUUUGACUUCUACACAUCAUAUACAGUUAAAUCAACUCUACUGCUAACUUAUGAGAUUUGUGACAAAUAACUAACAGAGAAAUUACUUCUUCAUGUUGGAGACAAAAGGUGUUGACUCCCCAGAGAUAUGUUAGGUAUGUAGCAUUUAUUUUCCUUCCUUAAUAAUGAGUUUAUUGAUCAAUAACAGCAUUUGAUAUGUUCGUGGAAAUAUCCUGAGGUUACUGUUGCGUGAGAUAAAAUUAGAAUGAGAUUUCCAUGCUUCCUCUCUUUAGAAGGCUAAUCAGUCCUGCAGUAUCUUCAAGGAGAUCUACAUGUUUCAAUGGAUGGAUGGAACUAUUGCAGAUACCAUUCCUUCUUGACUACUAAUCCAAGAACAUUGGCUUCAAAGAAAAAUAUAUGCUCCUCAAUUCUCAAUAUGUUUCUAAAUUUUGAGUAAUAUAAAAUACAUUUGUACAAGAUUUUCUUUGGUGCCGAGAUUUUGGACAUUUGUGAAGGAAAAUCAAUAGAGUCUGAAAUUAAAAAAGACUUCUCAUGUGCAUAGAUGUAGAAUGUACUAUUUCUAUCCUUAGUUAAAUUUGACUUAAUGAUUGUUAUGGCUAGGCAGGUGAUUUUGAUUGUGAAAGUGCUCCAAUAACUGGUUCUAAAUCUUGAAUUGUUUGUAUUUAUUCUGAGUCAUCUGUUUGGUUCAGUUCAUUUUAAAUCAUACUAAGUAAAUAUUACAUAUCUGAUGAUGUGUUGGUCACUCUUAAUGUAUGUUAAUGUUUUUAAUGUUGAAGGUAUUUAAAAAUUUUGUGAUUCCCUAAAGUUUUAUUUAAAGGCCCUCAAUAAUACACCAUUUUUAAAGGACUACUAUGCAAAGAUAAUGCUUGUCAGUGCUAUAGUUCAACAUGGGCAUUUUCAACAAUGAAACUUGAUGGCUAUAACCCUUUCUGUCUGCCUGUAGCAUUUACUAGACUUUGGGCCAAACUCUUUCUGAGUGCACGUAAUUUUAUAAGUGCUUAGAAAGAAAAUAGUCUGAAAUAUAUUCUUAAAGUGCAGAAGUUAUGUGUUUUUGUACAUAUACAUUUAAAUUUAUUUUUAACUAAAAGUAAAAACAAUGUUCAUAUUCAUGGAUUCCAUGUGACAUUUCAGUACAUGUAUGUAUUGUGUAAUGUUUGAAUCAGGGUAAACAUAGCCAUCUUCUCAAACAUUCAUCAUUUCUAUAUGGAGAAAAAAUUCAAAUUCCUCGCUUCUUUGUUUUAAAUUUUUUUAUUGUUGGUUGUUCAAAACAUUACAUAGUUCUUGAUAUAUCAUAUUUCACACUUUGAUUCAAGUGGGUUAUGAACUCCCAUUUUUACCCUGUAUACAGAUUGCAGAAUCACUUCAGUUACACAUCCAUUGAUUUACAUAUUGCCAUACUAGUGUCUGUUGUAUUCUGCUGCCUUUCCUAUCCUCUACUAUCCCCCAUCCCCUCCCCUUCCCUGCCCUCUUCCCUCUCUACCCUCUCUACUGUCAUUCAUUUCUCCCCCUUGUAUUAUUUUCCCCUUUCCCCUCACUUCCUCUUGUAUGUACUUUUGUAUAACCCUGAGGGUCUCCUUCCAUUUCCAUGCAAUUUCCCUUCUCUCUCCCUUUCCCUCCCACCUCUCAUCCCAGUUUAAUGUUAAUCUUCUUCUCAUGCUCUUCAUCCCUACUCUGUUCUUAGUUACUCUCCUUAUAUCAAAGAAGACAUUUGGCAUUUGUUUUUUAGGGAUUGGCUAGCUUCACUUAGCAUAAUCUGCUCUAAUGCCAUCCAUUUCCCUGCAAAUUCUAUGAUUUUGUCAUUUUUUAAUGCAGAGUAAUACUCCAUUGUGUAUAAAUGCCACAUUUUUUUUUAUCCAUCCGUCUAUUGAAGGGCAUCUAGGUUGGUUCCACAGUCUUGCUAUUGUGAAUUGUGCUGCUAUGAACAUCGAUGUAGCAGUGUCCCUGUAGCAUGCUCUUUUUAGGUCUUUAGGGAAUAGACCGAGAAGGGGAAUAGCUGGGUCAAAUGGUGGUUCCAUCCCCAACUUUCCAAGAAAUCUCCAUACUGCUUUCCAAAUUGGCUGCACCAAUUUGCAGUCCCACUAGCAAUGUACAAGUGUACCCUUUUCCCCACAUCCUCGCCAGCAUUUGUUGUUGUUUGACUUCAUAAUGGCUGCCAAUCUUACUGGAGUGAGAUGGUAUCUUAGAGUGGUUUUGAUUUGCAUUUCUCUGACUGCUAGAGAUGGUGAGCAUUUUUUCAUGUACUUGUUGAUUGAUUAUAUGUCCUCCUCUGAGAAGUGUCUGUCCUCGCUUCUUUUUAAGACAAUAAUGCCAUCAAAUAUCUGAGAGCUACUUAAUUCUUAAAGAAAAUUUCAGGUGUGCACUCAGAGAAAGCUAACUUAAACACUAAAUUAAAUAGAGCAACAGCAUUUGAUGGAGGACACUUGUUUCUGAAAAUUCAUAAAUAGAAUUCCACCAGUGAAAUCGUAGGGAGGGUGGAUCUACAAGGGAAUCCUAGUACUUAAAGGAAACUGGAAGUGACAACUCUUGGGAGGGCCUGAUCUAGCCCUCGUGUGAACAGACAAUUCUUCUCUCUCCAGUCUCAGCUAAUAUUUGUGAAAUUUGUAUUGCACUUAUAGGAAUAGACCCAUAAAAAUGGUUCUAAUAAAUAAACAUUUUAGCUUUAUUAAUAUCAACAGGCACAUCUGAAUGAUGUGGAACUAUUCCAUUAGGAACGAUGUCAUCAUCUGGCUUUUUAUUCUGCUGAAUGUCUCUGGAUGCAGGGAUUAUGGGAAUAUGUUGAAAUCCUGGAGAAAGCUUCAAAAUGAUCUCAGUCUACAUCUCUGCCCUUUCCCCUCUCAGUCAGUCUAGUACUUCCACAGUUAGGAUUUGACCAUGACUGAGAUUUGAUUCUGGUUACCUGGCAUCUAGAAAAGAAGGCAGGCAUAAUUUCCGAAAAUGGCUGGCCAUCUUCUUAGAGGUACCUACGUGCUUCAUUUGAGGUCAGAAAGAGGGGGUUACUUCUGCCAGUUCCUAAGACUCAGGAGAAUCUGCUGUUCAAGAGUCUCAGUUGCAUCUAUUCCAAUAAUCUGAGUUUACAUCCAGUUUAUUCAUUCCUCUCUUGUUAGGGCUCCUGAUGUUAGUACAGGAGACUUUUCUUGGCUGAAGAUUCAGCCUUCUCCAAUGUUAUACUUCUCUUACAAGUAAGUUCUGCAUGCUUAGCCCUCUAACUAUGAGUCUGUAAACACUGGGAAGAAAGCCUAUGACUCUUUUUGCUGAAAUGGGUGAUGAGUCAACCUGGGCCAUCAUUUUUCUCUCCUCGGUGCAUCCGUGGUGCCCAGGAAUGGCCACUCAGUUCUGCAGUCCUUAACGCUUGUCCAUCUUUCCUCCUUGAAAAUGGCUGAGACUCCACUACUGUGUCCCAUCCAGCCAUGCAGCAUCCUGGGUCUCCACAGGCCGCGUCUCAGUGUCCCCACUGCCACAGUGUGCGAGGGAAACACACCUUCCUGCGGUGAUGAGCUUGUGACCCAAAUCCAGGAUCUCCGUCCCUCAGUGUUAACUCUGAAGUACCACAGCAGGUCUCUUAGAUGGAGCCGCUGAGGCAGGGGUCCUUGGGAAAGUGAUUUAUUGAGGAAAUACUCCCAGAAAAACUCUGAAAGGAAUGAAUGGAACAGGGCGGAGAGGAGAUAAUAUUCGUGCUACUUGGUUUCUUUAACCUCAUCUUAUGGGGAACUUGGGGGUAAAGUCACACCACAGAGGGUUUCAUGUUGAGACAAAGAGGACUGUCAGGCAGUCAUUGGCCAUGAGCUACUUCCAGACAGAGGAUCCUCACCUAAUCCUUGCCUGGACUCCAAGGUAUGCUGGGCAAUGUGGCUUCCACAGGCAAAAUGGCUCCCACGGGCUAAGGACAUUCCCCAGUGAGCAAGAACAGUACAGGCGAGAGCCAUGGGCAGCCAACACCUACAGCAUGUGAUGGUGUUGUAAGGGAGAAGGGUUUCUUUCCUUGACCAUUGCAAGGUUUAUGGCUGACAUCCCUUUAACAAAGGCAGAUUAACAAGAGAAAAUCAUUCAUACUUAUUUAGUGUAAAUUUUAUGUGAUAUGUAGUUUCAUAAAUAAAUCCUAAACACACAGGAAAGCUUCCUUUCAGCGGGAGCCCUGACAUCCAGGCAUAGAAGCCAGAUGACCUCCUGCCCCAUUCAGACUCCGACCCACAGAAUCCAUGAGCAUGAAAAAGGGCCAGGUCACUGAGAUACAGGGUGAAUACGUGACAUUCUGCAUGUGUCACUUAUUGUCCUCCACUAUGAUGUAACGUCUGUGGAGACAGGAGUUUUUAUACAUUUACUUCUCAGAUAUGUGUCCAAGACCUCCUCACCUGCCUAGACCACAGGAGGUAUUCAGUAAGUAUUUAUUAAACAAAA
This is a messenger RNA of Marmota monax (woodchuck), 17537 nucleotides long. RefSeq names its product syncytin-1-like. The coding region runs from base 2905 to 4746 and encodes 613 amino acids. The transcript is spliced from 5 exons. The record is from RefSeq and is a predicted model, not a curated record. NCBI's taxonomy places the organism in Eukaryota, Metazoa, Chordata, Mammalia, Rodentia, Sciuridae.